Patella vulgata (common limpet) is the source of this 3448-nucleotide messenger RNA. RefSeq names its product E3 ubiquitin-protein ligase TRIM33. The coding region runs from base 142 to 1551 and encodes 469 amino acids. Gene Ontology annotation, molecular function: zinc ion binding. The record is from RefSeq and is a predicted model, not a curated record. Lineage: Eukaryota; Metazoa; Mollusca; Gastropoda; Patellidae. The transcript has 2 exons.
GUCUACUCCACUAGCCAGUCACUAAUAGCAGACGUGUAUAAAUUAUACGAUAUACAUAUUAUUAUAUUUUUACUACUUCUAGUUCUACGGAGAAGAAAAACGUAACGACUCAACACAGGUGUAAAUUAAGACUUAAACAACAUGGCGGAACAGACGGAUAAGAUCAACUGUAGUAUCUGUUUAAACGACUUUACAGAACCUAAAAUUAUCGAAUGUGGACAUGGAUUCUGUAUGAAAUGUUUGGAAGAUUAUGUCAGUAGACUUGGUAAAGUUGGUAAAGAUAACAGGUUCCCGUGUCCUUUAUGUCGUCAGGAGGUCAUUGUUCCAGUUGGCGGGAGUAAAACACUUUCUUCCACCAAAGAAAUUGAAUCCAUUAAACGCACGACGACGAAAUGUGAUGUAUGUAAGAGAAAGGUCGAAUCAAAGUUCCAUUGCUUGGACUGUAAGAAAUGUUUUUGUUUAUCCUGUAAACCCCCACAUGAUUCUUUUUUCUCGAAUCAUCAUGUUUCAGAACAAGGUCGUAAUAGAAAAACGACCGAGGGACGUCAGUCAUUUUGUAAUCGUCAUAAAACUGAGAAUGUGGAGUUUUAUUGUAAAGAUUGUUGCCAGACUAUUUGUAAAGAAUGUCAGAUAUCAGAUCACAAAGGUCAUAAAACGUUAAAAAUAAAGCUGUACGGAAAAGAGGCUAUGGCAGAAUUGGAAAAUUUGAAAACAGAAUUUGAAAAAAAGAUGGCAGAACUGACGAAUUAUGUUGAUGAUGUCAACAAAAAGAUUUCCGCUAUAAACACGUCUGUUGCCACAUCCAGUGCUAAAAUUGAUCAACAAGUAAAAACUAUCUGUGAGACUGUCACGAGAAAAGGCAGUGAAUUUAAACUGUAUAUUCAAAACGCGCGCGAAAAGGAAGAAAGAAAGAUGAAGAGGAUUGUUGAAUCGUCAAAAAAUUUCAUUGACCAGUUGCAGGAGUCCGUGCACAAUAUUAACACUAUUUUAAAAGGUGAUUCAAUGUAUGACGUAUUAAAUGAGCUGCCAACCCUUAGAAACCAACGGCGAGAAAAUGAGGCAUAUGAACUAAACAAUUUAUAUGACGUCAGCACGGAAUUCCACCUUGGAGAGAUAAAUACUUCAACUCUUGAUCAAAUGAUAGGAAAGCUAGAAAUAACCCGAAACGUGACGAUUACACACAACUUUAAACACAGUGAAGUAACGAAUGCCUGGGGAUUCAGUCCUGUCUAUAAAGUAGAAGAUAGAUUGUGGCAUUUCAAAGCCAGUCGAAAUCUAAAAUCAUUAUGGUUUUAUUAUCUAAACCUGGGUGUGAUGGUUUAUGGGGAACAUCUCUUAUCAGACAAAACCAAAGUUUCCUUGAAACUUAUCAACAACACCGAUGUCAUGAAAACGGUAGUCAAUACCUCGCCACCCACAACCACGUCAUUAGCCACAGAAUUCAUCUGGAACAAUGCUUACUAUAUGAAUCAAAUGUCGUCAGCUGGAUUUGUAAACAACGAUCAAUUCACUGUCCAGGCAACAAUUGUUGUUACAGACAUAAAGACAUAAUAAUGUUAUCUAUAAAUAGAUCGUGUAUAAUAAUUGUAUACUCGCCCAGGUAUAACAUGAUAUAUAUUAUGAUCACUAUGAAAUGUGUAUUCAUAGUUUAGUAUAACCGUUGUUAUAAAAUAUAUUGUUCAGUAUAACCAUUGCUAUAAAAUAUGUAACAGUGUAACCUUUGUUAUAACAUAUACAGCCCAUUCUGUGAUUUUCAUGUGGACGUAUAUUGUCGUCGCCCCUGUCCGUCCGUCCACAGUUGUUUGUUAACAGUCUACAGGUCACAAUUUUUAUCCGAUUUCAAUGAAACUUGAAAUAUAGGUUUAUCACCCUAAGAUCUCUGUUCCGUUCGAUAUUUGCAUGUAUCGGACUGUAACUUCAUGGAUUAUGGCCCCUGAUUGUACGAAAAAUCACGUUUUUAGCUAUCUAUCCGAUUUGGUUUAAACUUGCUUAUAACCCAAAGAUCUCGGGUCCUUUCUAUAUUCGCGCAUAUCGGAACGUAACUUCCUGAAUUAUGGCCCCUGAUUGUACGAAAAAUCGCGUUUUUAGCUUGUGGACACUAUAGAGGUCAUAACUUUUAUCGGAUUUCGUGAAAAUCGGCCCAAAACUGACAGACGGCCGCCGUUCGUUCUCAAAUAGCGUAAAAAUAUGGUAUAUCAAGGUUGUGGACCCUAUAGAGGUCACAAUUUUUAUCCGAUUGUGUUGAAACUUGAAAUGUAAGUUUAUAACCCAAACAUCUCGGUUCCUUUAGAUAUUUGCGCAUAUCGGACCGUAAAUUCCUGAAUUAUGGCCCCUGAUUGUACGAAAAAUUGCGUUUUUUAGCUUGUGGACACUAUAGAGGUCCUAAUUUUUAUCCGAUUUAAAAACCGUAUUAUUAUAUCACCGUUACACCCUAAGGACGGCUGAGUUACAAUUUCGUAAAAAUCGGCCCAAAACUGACAGACAAAAUGGCCGCCCCUCGUUCUCAAAUAGCGUAAAAAUAUGGUAUAUCAAGGUUGUGGACCCUAUAGAGGUCACAAUUUUUAUCCGAUUUUGUUGAAACUUGAAAUGUAAGUUUAUAACCGAAAGAUCGAGGUUCCUUUCGAUAUUCGCGCAUAUCGGAACGUAAUUUCCUGAAUUAUGGCCCCUGAUUGUACGAAAAAUCGCGAUUUUGGCUUUUGGACCCUAUAGAGGUCACAAUGUUUAUCCGAUUUAAAAAAAACGUAUUAUUAUAUCACCGUUACACCCUAAGGAUGACUGAGUUCGAAUUUCGUGAAAAUCGGACCAAAAUUGACAGACAAAAUGGGCGCCCUUUGUUCUCAAAUGGCGUAAAAAUAUGGUAUAUCAAGGUUGUGGACCCUAUAGAGGUCACAAUUUUUAUCUGAUUUUGUUGAAACUUGAAAUGUAAGUUUAUAACCCAAAUAUCUCGGUUCCUUUCGAUAUUUGCGCAUAUCGAAUUUUAAUUUCCUGAAUUAUGACCCUUGAUAAUAGGAAAAAUCACUUUCUUUUUAGCUUGUUCUCUAUCCAUCUCUCGAAAAUGUGGGCGUAUCCUGCCUGGCAGCCGCUGUGGGUUUUUUUUUUGUUUCUCUUCUGAGAUUCUGGCGUUAUGCCGGUUAAACGAGAUACUAACUUGUUCAUACGGGAUACUAACUCGUCCAAACGAUAUACUAACUCGGCCAAACGAGAUAAUAACUCGGCCAAACCAGAUACUAACUCGUUCAAACCAAAUACUAACUCGUUAAAACUAGUUGCUAACUUCGUAUAUUUAACUUAUUCGGUUUAGAAGAAUUUAUCAGAGAACGUAUUUUUUUAGAAAAAAGAACUAUUUUAGCAGCACUUGAGCGCGAUGUUAUUAAGUUGUGCAUUCACUGCGAAAUAACAGUACAAUUGAAUUUUUUUAAAUUGAACACAUUUCAGAAUGUCGACUGCG